GCAACACGAGCUUCCGGCGAGGAGGAGUUUAAGAAAUGUGUACGUAGACAGUGAGUGGGACGCGCGAGACGGAAACGGGCUUCAGUUGGGGUUGCGGUGCUUUAAUUUUGCCCCCCUUUGUUUCUUGGGACUUAUAUCGUCUGUGGGGAAAGUGUACAAGUGAAGUGUAAAGAGGGAAGAUGGUGGCGAAGCAGAGAAUCCGCAUGGCUAACGAGAAACACAGCAAAAACAUCACCCAGCGAGGCAACGUUGCCAAGAGUAUGAGGAGCUCCCAGGAUGACAAGGUGUCUGUGGGUCCCUGGUUACUGGCGCUCUUCAUCUUUGUGGUCUGCGGCUCAGCAAUCUUCCAGAUCAUUCAGAGCAUCCGGAUGGGCAUGUAGGACGGUCUGUUCACCUUCUGUCUUCCUCCGUGUCUGAUGUCCCGUGUUCCUCAGACCUUUCUGACGGGGACACCAAAGGCAGUGAAAAACAGCUGUGCAAGAUUGGUCAUCCGUCCUUUGUCUUUUUUCCUUUUAUUCUCAGGCUCUCAAAUACCAGGCUGUUCCACCUGUGUGCCUUAAAGAACAGAAAAACUACGAGCCAAACAGUUCCAACAUUCUCAAUUCCAGUCUGGGACCAAAUACUGUGAUGCUUUCCAUCAUUUGUAGAUGACUCAGUGCUGUAGAAGCUGAGAUUCUGCAUUCCAUUUGUCAAGCUUACAGUGGCUAAUUGAACUCUUUUGGUUUUUAUUCCUAUGAUUUUUGUCUGAUUAUUUUAAGAGUAUAUUUUAGACUUUCUUUCCCCUCCCCUGACCCUUGUUCCCAGUAGGAAGUGGUGCACUAGUGAAAAAUAUCUGGUUUUGAAGGUCCAUGUGCAAGUUUGACAUAAGGCAGAGAGAACCAACUUUUGAAAUGACAGAUGAACAGAAAAUGAAAUGUUUAAUAUGCAUCUUCCUAUCUAUCUUUUCUGACAGUUCUAACUUUGUGUCUUGCUGUCUGUACUUUGUCAAGUUCAGCCCAGAAGGACUGAAUUGUGUGUGUGUGUGUGGGUGGGUGGGUGGGUGGUGUUUGAUCAAGUCAGUCUUCCACCCUGAAAUCGGCAGUUCUGGAGCUACUGGAAAUACAAACUGUCAUCCAGCCAUAAGGACAACGAAUUGUUGGCGUGGGGGGACUGGCUGCUGUGUGCCAUGUGCAAGAGAUUCUGCUUGCUAUCAAUCAAAAUAAAUAUUUGGAAAGCA
Messenger RNA from Scleropages formosus (Asian bonytongue), 1216 nucleotides. Its product is annotated as stress-associated endoplasmic reticulum protein 1. Gene Ontology annotation, cellular component: endoplasmic reticulum. Bases 180 to 380 code for a protein of 66 amino acids. The transcript is spliced from 3 exons. The record is from RefSeq and is a predicted model, not a curated record. NCBI's taxonomy places the organism in Eukaryota, Metazoa, Chordata, Actinopteri, Osteoglossiformes, Osteoglossidae. Gene Ontology annotation, biological process: endoplasmic reticulum unfolded protein response.